GUAACUGCCAAAAUUGACAAUGUGGCCCGAAAAGGUAGUACUUUGGGCUUAACUACUUCGCUGCUCCACCGUCCGGCUUCAGCCCAUUCGCAGCGGGAAAGACGAUGAGCGCGGCGGAACUGCCGAACAGGGAAGCAUGCGUGCUGAGAGGACACGAAGGGGCGGUUUUGGCCGCCAGGUUCAAUAGCAACGGUGAUUACUGCUUGAGCUGCGGGAGGGAUCGAACCAUCAGACUAUGGAAUCCGCAUCGUGGAAUUCACAUCAAGACCUACAAAUCUCACGGCCGUGAAGUCCGAGACGUCCACGUUUCUCCGGAUAAUUCCAAGCUAUGUUCUUGUGGUGGAGAUAGACAAAUCUUUUACUGGGAUGUCGCAUCUGGUCGUGUAAUUAGAAAAUUUAGGGGCCAUGACAGUGAGGUGAACGCUGUGAAGUUUAAUGAGUAUGCUUCUGUGGUUGUAUCUGCUGGAUAUGAUAAAUCCUUGCGCGUUUGGGACUGCAAAUCUCACAGCACUGAACCGAUUCAGAUCAUUGGCACAUUUUUAGACAGUGUCAUGUCAGUUUGUUUGACAAAAACUGAAAUAAUUGCUGGAAGCGUUGAUGGCACUGUUAGAACAUUUGACAUUCGAAUGGGUAGGGAAUUAUCUGAUAACUUGGGGCAACCAGUGAACUGUAUCUCUCUGUCUAACGAUGGGAAUUGUAUAUUAGCUAGCUGUCUUGACUCAACCCUUCGACUUGUGGAUAGGUCUACUGGUGAACUGUUGCAAGAAUACAAGGGACAUACUUGCAAGACUUCAAAAACUGAUUGCUGUCUCACAAACACCGAUGCACAUGUGAUCGGUGGCUCGGAAGAUGGUUUCGUUUAUUCCUGGGAUCUGGUUGAUGCAUCUGUAACAUCCAGUUUCAAAGCUCAUUCUUCUGUGGUAACCAGUGUAAGUUAUCACCCAAAAGGGAGUUGCAUGAUAACUUCAUCUGUGGAUGGGACAAUCCGGGUUUGGAAAACUUGAAAGUAACAAAUCCAAAUGAACCUUACAUCUUCAGAUCAUUCUGUGUUGUGAACGGAAGGGAAUGCCUUCAACACCUUUAAUCUAAGGGAAUUGGAGUUGAAGAAAAGUGAAGAGGUGUUUGGCUGCCUUAAGAAACCCACACCUGGAGACUGGGCAAGCAGAAUAGUAUAACUUCGUUAGCAGCAUCUCAUAUACUUCGUUUUGAGUUAUUUUACAAAUUUACCAUAUUCAGUAUGUGAUUAGUGCAAAAAUCUGGAGGAUUCCAUUCCCUAAAGCACCAUGGCCCAUGGGUUUGGCUUUCAAUUUUGUCAGUGCAUUUAUAUUGGCUGGAAAAUGACCAAUGCUAUUUUUGACAAUCUGGCUAGCUGACUAUACUGUAGCCUGUAGGGGUUCAGUGGAUGAGUUUAUCUUCUUACUUUUGAAGUUAUUAUGAAAUAAAUAUCUCCAUUCAUUAUGCGUGAUAUAAGUUCACUCGCAUUCCGC
Messenger RNA from Cuscuta epithymum, 1487 nucleotides. Lineage: Eukaryota; Viridiplantae; Streptophyta; Magnoliopsida; Solanales; Convolvulaceae. The record is from the annotation of a GenBank genome assembly.